AUGAAACAACAGCAGACUGCAUAUGAAGAUAAAUUGGAAAACGAACGAGCCACCUACCGAGUGCAAUUAGAGCAACAGCAGGCUAAGCAUGAAAAAAGGACAGAGCAAGAAAAGACCGUCUAUCAGCAACAAUUGGAGCGGAACCGAGCCAAUCAUCAGCAGCAAAUGAAGGAACAGCAGAUUACCCAUAGAAAGAUAUUGGAACAUCAACGAGAUGCCGAUGAGAAAAAAUUGGAGCAGCAGCAGACCAGUUAUGAAAAGAAGAUGGAGCAAGAAAAAUCCAAUCAUCAAAUUCAGUUGAAAGAGGAACGAUCCGUUCAUGAAAAAGAAGUAAAGAAAUCAGAACAGGAGCGAACCACCCACCGAGAGAAACUAAAGCAACAACAGACCGCUCAUGAAAAGAAAUUGAAGCAAGUCCAGAAGGAAAAGCGAGAUUAUAUGAAGGAACACAACAAGAUUGCCGCACUCAUGACCUGGGAUAUUUUCAUCUUCAAGGCACUCUAUCGAAAGAGAGUUGAGGAUUGUAGAGUUGGUCGAGGAAAGAUAUACAGAUUGGAGCAUCAAUUACAGUUGAUCUCUCAAGAAAAGAAAGAAUCAGAGUUUCGAGGCAGAAGAUACCUCUGGAAAGCCAUUUUAAAUGCAGCUUCAUCAGAAUCAUGGAAAGCUCGGUGUCUCAUGGUUCUCAAUGACUUGAGAGUUUCUUUACAGGAGUAUAGAGACUUGAGGGUCAAGAGCUCAGAUACUUUAAAGGAGGUCGAGGAUGGAUGGAGAGCCAAGAAAAAUUCUGCGGAUCGUCUCUGGUCAUUAGACUAUAUCGAGUUGCAGGAUUUGAAGAAGUCCGCCUUUGAGUUCAUUGGAACUUAUUUGGCCUCAUCUGUUCAAAGCGAUCCUAGGCAUUAUGAAUUAUGGAAAGAAUUGGCAAAGUCUAUUUUGGACCAUACGACUAGCAUAAAUAAUGCUAUCAUUCCAAGAAUGUUGUUAGCAGAAGUCAAUGCUCCUUGGUGGCGAUUUCAUGUCAAAUCAAGUCACCUAUUACAUGCUGCGGCAAGAGAUUUUACGAACCACCAGGUCCAAACACGAUCCUUGCGUUUAUUUGCUAUUCUUAUUGAGAAAGAAUACAAUAUAUCGGAGUGUUUGGAGCUCAUCAUGAGUAUCAUGGAAGAUCUCGGUUCUACCACAGAUCAUUUCGUAGGAUACAUGAUUGCAAAAUGCAUUCAAGAGUAUCUCAAAGAUACCGAUAGGCAUAUAUCAAAUCAAGGAUCAAUACUCAGUCUUGCUUUUGAUCAACUAUGUCAACAAGUUGGUCGUAGGUUUCCUGAAAUAUGGAAUUGCUACGAAACAAGAGAAUCAUCAGUAUCCAGGCAUACUGUGAAUCUUCUACUUAGAAAUGAGUUCCGUACAUGCCUCAAAGAUUCUCAUGAGAUAAUUAUGAAGUUAUAUCAAGUCUUACAUAGUUCCAAGAACCUCCAAGACAUACUUGAGAAAACCUAUUCGGAAGAUUUCAUUUCCAUUGGAAAUUUGUACAUCAUUUCCCAAGAAACAUGGGAUUGGAUCAUUUUUGUUUGUCAGGAGAAACGUACUAUUUAUCUAGUUGAAGAGGGUUGUGUGUGCAAAGACAAGGUAUUAGAAUUUGGGAAUUUAUCUUACUCGAUCAAUGAAUCAGAUACGUUGGCGUUUAGUUGUGUCAAUUCAGAACAGAGGACCUGGUGUCAUGAUCGACUUUCUCAAGCAAAGUUGGAUGAAGGGUUAUUGGAAAUCUUGAAAGAAUUAGGAGUUGAUGAUAUCAUGAAUAUUGAUUGA
Molecule: messenger RNA, 1800 nt
Organism: Botrytis byssoidea
Lineage: Eukaryota; Fungi; Ascomycota; Leotiomycetes; Helotiales; Sclerotiniaceae
Exons: 1
Coding region: 1-1800 (599 amino acids)
Source: RefSeq, a predicted model, not a curated record